This is a messenger RNA of Acanthochromis polyacanthus (spiny chromis), 4212 nucleotides long. It is a transcript of the gene sack1gb, whose product is annotated as protein FAM83G. The coding region runs from base 597 to 3095 and encodes 832 amino acids. The transcript is spliced from 6 exons. NCBI's taxonomy places the organism in Eukaryota, Metazoa, Chordata, Actinopteri, Pomacentridae. The record is from RefSeq and is a predicted model, not a curated record.
CGGACCGCUGGACCUUCCGACAACUCUGUGUGUGGACACGACGGAGAUAAACGGACUCGUUCGUGGCUCGUUGUUGACAUUUACGACUUUUUUGUUGUUUUUUUGUUGUUGUUUUUGUUCUUUCAGUGUUUGUUGGAGGUGAGCAGCUGCCAUGUUUGAACAUCUGGAACAUCUGUCUGACUAGUGGAGGAAAAGUGACUCGUCAGCAGUGACUCAAACCGAGUUUCGACACUUUUAGAGGAGGAUUAAUGACUUGUUCCUCUGUUCCAGUCGGUACUCCGGUUCGUUCUGACUCACGGUAACUCCUCCGCGCAGACAGCCGCCGGGCCCCGAGGCUGCAGCCACUCAACCGGACCGCAGACAUCCGGCCCCUGCCAGGUGGAGGCGUGUCUCUGGGCGGGAGGUUCGUUCCGAGAACACCUGAGUUGGGAACCAAAACGCUGACAGAACGACUCGCGGAUCCGUUAACAGCUCCGGUCACGAGGCCACUAUGGACCGGAUUGACUGUCUCCGGGUUUGACGCUCCGGACGGAAACCGGGUGAGGGCGUGUUAAAGUUUGAUUCGGACCGUGUACCGGAGUCGGUGAACCGGAGCCAUGGCUCUGUCCCAGAUCCAGUGUCUGGACGACCACCACGUCAACUGGCGCGUGAGCGAGAGCAAACCGGAGUUCUUCUAUAGCGAAGAGCAGCGACUCGCGCUCGAGACGCUCCUUACCGGCGGCCGCGAUGCCUUCACGGACUUCAUCCGCCAGAACGGGCUCCGGGAGUUUCUGUCCGAACCAGAGCUGGAGCGGAUUGCGCGCACGGCGGAGGCCUACCGACCCGGCUACGAGCACCAUCAGAAGCCCGACACGCCCGGACCGGGGAGCCUGACCCCGGGGAACCUGACCCCCGGGGCCGCGGAAGUAGCAGAGGACGGGGAGGUGUCGCUACAGUACUGGCCCGACCGAUCCGAGGCCUCGGUGGCGGAGCUGGACCUGGGCUGGCCCGAAUCCAUCUCAUACCGUGGGGUGACACGCGUGACCGUGUACACGCAGCCUCCCACCGAAGGGUUCACGCACAUCAAGGAGGUGGUGCGGAAGAGCAUUGCAUCAGCCCAGAAGGUGAUAGCAGUGGUGAUGGAUGUGUUUACAGAUGUGGAUAUCUUUCGAGACCUGCUGGAUGCGGCCUACAAACGCAAAAUUCCUGUAUACAUAAUCAUCGACAUGGCCGCCGUCCCCUGCUUUCUUUCCAUGUGUGCCAGGGCUGAUAUGCACCGUGGACACCUGAAGAAUCUGCGAGUUCGUUGCUGUGGAGGCGUGGAGUUCUUCACACGAUCGGCUCAGAAGGUGCGAGGUUCUCUGAGCCAGAAGUUUCUCCUGGUAGAUGGAGACAGAGCCAUCUCAGGUUCAUACAGUUUCACUUGGUCCUCAUCUCGUUUGGACCGUAACCUCAUCACCGUGAUCACAGGACAGGCAGUGGAGACCUUCGACAUGCAGUUCCGUGACCUUUACCUCGUGUCCAGAGGCGUGUCUCUCAGCAAGGUUCCCAUGGUGGAAGAACCCAUUCCUGACCCGAUCCCACACACGGCUCCCGCUCCGGUACCAGCCUCCGUUGCCAGGAAGCUCAUCAAUCCCAAAUAUGCCCUUGUUGCCACGGGCACCCACGCAAGCCCCACCUCCUCCGACCAGAACUCCAGCAACAAGAACUCGACCUCCCAGAAUCCCACUGGGCUAAAGAUAAUGAAAGGACGUCUGAAGGAUGUAAUUGAAGAGUCGCCUUUACAUCCAGGAUUAGCCCAUCUGGAGAAAGCGUACCUGAUCCCGUACCUGCCCACCUGGCCAGAACCAGACCCACCGAGCGAUGUGAUUGGCUUUAUUAACAUCAGAGAUGAAAAGCGGGCCAAUCAGGUUCACUUGCAGAGGUCGGAGAGGUUUGAGGUCAGUCAGGCGAUACGAUUCAGCUCCCCACUGACGAUGCCGCCUCAGACUGAGAAAUCUGCUUCAGAUCAGGAUACAAAAGUUGAAAAUCUUCCUAAGACUACAAACCCCAAAGCUCCUACUCCUGACAGUCCAACCAACAAACCAAAUAAAGACCAAACAGUUUCCCCACAGCAGCCCAACAGACCUGCACCACAGGAUGCUCACAAACCAAAUGCACAACCGUCUACAUCACCACCAGUGGACAACGUUGUACAAAAUCCAGAGACGCAGCCUGCAGCACCUCCAGUUCCCAAACGUCGCACGCUGCAGCUAGUCAUAGACCCCACUCCUCUAGAACAGCCUGGCGAAGCACAGGUCACUCUGAUAAAAAUGGACCAAGUGGAUGGCUCGUUGACCAAAACAAAACCCAAGAAGGAGCUGACGCCCAGCCAUGGCCGCCUAACGUCAGCGCCCGACCACGGCCGGGACUCCGGCAGUAACGGCAACGACAGCCAGGACAGCACCAAGGUCAUAUGCGACCGCGCCGGCAACGACGAUCCUUCGAGCGCUUCCACGGCAUCGGAGGAGGAGUUUUAUGAUUGUAACCAGCAGGAACCGACUGACCCUUUGACCAACGUGGGGACGACCGGGUCGGGCAGAGGGAAUCGCCAAGGAGACGGGUUCAACAUGAUGGCCCGCCUCUCUCAGAGCAUGCUGGACCUGCGGGAGCCCAGCCAAUCAGACGACGGCAAAGCCCUUAUCCGCCAAUCACAGCAGCUGCGUAGACAAGGAUACCCCUCCCCACACAGGCACAUAGGACAGUUGUUUCAGACCUCUACAUCUCCAGGUCGUGAUGGGAGACUGAGAGGACCAAAAGUCGUCAUCGCAAAACCGGGAAGUUUUCAUCGCCCCGCCCGAGCAGCUGGUCCAGUGAUUGGCGGACACCGUUACUGGCAGGGCCAAAUGCUGCAACCCGACUCGGCCCAGCUGCGAGUCGAGUCCCGGUCUGGGCGGUCGCCACGACGACACAGCCCUGGUUACAGGAAGACGGACCACAUAGCGUCGCAGCCACCCACCAACCAGUCCGGGUUACUGGGAGUUUCUUUCUCAAAAGUCAGCAACUUAAGACACUUAAGGGUGCGAGGUGGAGCGCCGCAGAAGAAGGCUCCUCAGAACAACAAGACUGCCAGGUAGAACUGUGGAGGUAACUAUGCAGGUAAACCGGGAUGUUUGUCAGCCGACGGAAUGGAAUCUUUUCUGUCUCUUUACGUUUGUGAAAUUCUUGGGUGCAACAUACGAGAACUAUUUAACUGGGAUUUUUUAAAUUUCAUUUUCUGGAUGGUUUCUUUUUUUUUUUCCAAAGUGUUUGGCCAAUAGUAAAUUUAACCUGCAGAUACUUAUACACACGUGGACAAAAUUGUUGGUACCCCUCAGUUAAAGAAGGAAAAACCCACAAUUCUCACUGAAAUCACUUGAAACUCACAAAAGUAACAAUAAAUAAAAAUUUAUUGAAAAUUAAAUAAUCAAAAUCAGCCAUUACUUUUGAAUUGUUGAUUAACAUAAUUAUUUAAAAAAACAAACUAAUGAAACAGGCCUGGACAAAAAUGAUGGUACCCAUAACUUAAUAUUUUGUUGCACAACCUUUUGAGGCAAUCACUGCAAUUAAACGAUUUCUGUAUUUGUCAAUGAGCAUUCUGCAGCUGUCAACAGGUAUUUUGGCCCACUCCUCAUGAGCAAACAGCUCCAGUUGUCUCAGGUUUGAUGGGUGUCUUCUCCAAAUGGCAUGUUUCAGCUCCUUCCAUAUAUGUUCAAUGGGAUUCAGAUCUGGGCUCAUAGAAGGCCACUUUAGAAUAGUCCAACGCUUUUCUCUCAGCCGUUCUUGGGUGUUUUUGGCCGUGUGUUUUGGAUCGUUGUCCUGUUGGAAGACCCAUGACCUGCGACUGAGACCAAGCUUUCUGACACUUGGCAGCACAUUUCUCUCCAGAAUGCCUUGAUAGUCUUCAGAUGUCAUCGUACCUUGCACACUUUCAAGACACCCUGUGCCAGAUGCAGCAAAGCAGCCCCAAAACAUUACUGAGCCUCCUCCAUGUUUCACCGUAGGGACAGUGUUCUUUUCUUCGUAUGCUUGGUUUUUGAGUCUAUGAACAUAGAGUUGAUGUGCCUUACCAAAAAGCUCCAGUUUGGUCUCAUCUGUCCAAAGGACAUUCUCCCAGAAGCUUUGUGGCUUGUCAACAUGCAUUUUUGCAAAUUCCAGUCUGGCUUUUUUAUGAGUUUUUUUCAGCAGUGGUGUCCUCCUUGGUCAUCGGAAGAG